Molecule: messenger RNA, 352 nt
Organism: Paramecium primaurelia
Lineage: Eukaryota; Ciliophora; Oligohymenophorea; Peniculida; Parameciidae
Source: the annotation of a GenBank genome assembly
CUUGAUCAUUUGUAUUAUUAUCAAAAAGAAGAGUUAUUCCUCAAAUAUCAAUUUCAAUACAAGUAAUAUUCUUAUGAAAUCUAAGUCUCCUCUUAUCCUUCAGAUCUAAUUUCUAAAAUAAUUUCUUAUUUCCUAGGCUGUUGAUUUGCUAUUAUUUUAAACCUCCUCCCAAGUUCUGAUAAAAAUAAAAUAAUUGGCAUACUUAGUAAAUGGAGGAUAUAACUCAACAUAAACAAAUAAUUCAUUAAUCUUAUAAGCUAUUUAAGAGAUUUGGAAGGAAAAAAAGCCAGUCCAAAAAAUAAUAAUCGAGUUAGAGUUGAUGAGUCCAAUACAAUUAAAUAUUUUAGAAUGA